Molecule: messenger RNA, 960 nt
Organism: Xyrichtys novacula (pearly razorfish)
Lineage: Eukaryota; Metazoa; Chordata; Actinopteri; Labriformes; Labridae
Source: the annotation of a GenBank genome assembly
AUGGAGCCCUGGCAUGUAAGUGUCCAAUCCCUGAUCCAGACUGUCCUCUAUCAGAUCCUGCCUUGUGUCGUUGGCUGCCUGCUGGCUGUUGCUCUUUCUGUUUCAGCCAUGGCUCCACGUUCCUCUCCAUCCAGCUGUGCCAGCUGCGCCUGUCUGGCGGAAAAGAUCCAGGAGCUGGAGAGAAGGAUCUCCACCCUCUACCAGAUCCAGGAAGCCAAGAAACUCAUGGACACCAUCAUCUUCAGAACACCACAUCCCGAAUCCACUGUCUCAUCGGAUCCAGACCCCGCCACUCCCAACAACUCUCCUCCGGCUGCUGCGACCACCUCUCCUCCGCCUGCUCAUCCAUCCCUCUCCCCCAAUGUCUCCUCAACAAGGCUGGGAGCAGAACCCAAGCAAAAUCCGCUCCCCAUGCCCGACCAUCUGCACGCCGGGUUCCUCCAGCGGCGCUCGAUGCCAUGCUUCACACCUGCACUGCGGCUGGCCCGUGUACCUCCCGUCUUGUCUCCGAUGACGACUUUAAUUGUGGGUGACUCCAUUAUGAGAAACCUCUGCUUUUUUAACGCUGUCACGCAGUGUUUCCCCGGUGCGAGGGUCCUUGAAAUUUUAACACUUCUCCCCACUCUGUUAAAAUCUCUCCCAACUUCCAUCCAGAGAAUCAUAAUCCAUGUCGGUACAAAUGACACGUCCCUCCACCAGACCGAGCUCACGAAGGACCAUUUUACCCAACUUUCCAACUUCCUGAAGAACUGUGAACUGUCUGUUUUUAUCAGUGGUCCCAUUCCCACUUCUGGUCGUGGGUGCGGGCGCUUCAACAGAGUGCUCAGCUUGCACACCUGGCUCCAAUCUGCCUGCCAAGCCCAUAGCUUUGCCUUCGUGGACAAUUUUAAUCUUUUUUGGAACCGUUCGUCCCUUUUUAAACUGGAUGGUAUCCACCCGAACACCGCAGGUGCAUACUAG